Molecule: messenger RNA, 3895 nt
Organism: Mercenaria mercenaria
Lineage: Eukaryota; Metazoa; Mollusca; Bivalvia; Venerida; Veneridae
Product: rab5 GDP/GTP exchange factor-like
Exons: 9
Biological process (GO): vesicle-mediated transport
Cellular component (GO): endocytic vesicle; cytosol
Molecular function (GO): DNA binding; guanyl-nucleotide exchange factor activity; small GTPase binding
Source: RefSeq, a predicted model, not a curated record
GGUGUUUACAAAGUUAUUUCCCUUCCAUGAAAUUGACCUCAAUUAUCUCAUCGAUCUUGUGAUCUGUCAAUUAUUUAUUUACAGGGAUUUCGGAAGCUUUUAAACAUCAAUAUAUAUAUGUUUGUUGAGAAGUAAAUCAAGCACAGAAGGUAACCAUGACCACAAAGAAACCAACUAAGUUGCACAUUGGGGAAGAAGACCUUAAGUGUAAGAAUGGAUGUGGUUUCUAUGGUAACCAGUUAUGGCAAGGUUACUGUUCUAUCUGUUAUAGACAAGUGUGUCAGAAGGAGCAUGCUCAUCAGCAACAAGAUGCCCGAAAACAGAAAAUGUCUCCAGAGGGCUCAGACAAACCUCCAUUGUUCUCAAAGUUUGCUGAGAAAAAGACCCAGCAUAUCAACAAGAGGGCUCACACGCUGAAGUCUGUUUUCAGGAAAACACCAACCAAAGAAUCGCUCCCAGAGAUGAAGCCCCGAAAGGAACGCCAAGUGAACAAGGAGACACAGCAAGUGAAAGGAGAGCUGAUGGAAUUCUUGAAAAGAUUUAAACGUCAAGUUGCGCAGGACUUUGUAAAGGUAGUUCAAGAGCUUGUAGACAAGUUAUACCAGAAUGUUGAUGCACCAGUAGAUGAUUUAACAGAUCUGGUCCAGGAAUUCUACAUUAAGCUGGGAAAACGUAUGGAUACACAUACUAUGUAUAAAGAUGUAUCACAAGAGGACAUUGAGACGCUUCUAGAUUUUGCUGAAAAAUAUGUCACAAUUAAGAUGUACACGUCUUUGUUCUGUCCACCGACCACGGACGAUGAACAGAAAGACCUUCAGAUUCAGACCCAGAUACGAAGUCUUCACUGGGUCACAGGUCAACAGCUCGACACCAUGAUAAACGAGCACGAAACAGAAGUCAGAACUCUAGUCGACUUAGCAAUUACUGGUAAAAACUUACAGGUUUUAGAUUUGCAUCGAGAAUCAACUAAAAAAGCACCUCAAGACAACUCAUGUAUAGUAAUUACAAAUUGUAAAAUAUAUUUGAAAUUACCAAUCAAGAGACCACUUGCCUGAGAUUUCUACAUGCACUAUGUACAUCUUCAAAUUGCAUAACCCACCUUCAUUCAGUCGAAUAUACAGUUUAUUACAAGAUUUUCCUGUCCAAGUAGACUGAUGAAGGGAGAAGCUGGUUACAUCUUCACAAACUUGUGCUGUGCUGUGCAGUUUAUAGAAAAUAUAACAGCCGACUCAUUGGCACUGACUCAACAUGAGUUUGACCGAUACAUGUCCGGUGAGGCCAUUCCACCACAAUCUGGGAACGAAUACAUGUGUGAAGGUCUCCGACUGAUGUAUGACAAUCUUAAAACCUUAGCUGAGCUGCGUCAACGACAGGAAAAAGUCAUGGCUGAAGCGUUACAGUUACAGCAGGAUAUGAAAGACUUUAAAGAAAAUUUUAAACAAGAAGUUCAAAAUGUGCUAGAACGUACACCAUUGACAAUCAAACCAAGGAAAGUUAAAGUAGAUUUAGACGAAGACUCUGAAAGUCUCGACUUGUUACCGUCACCUCUGUUGCCAUUGUCAGUGGAUAAUGUUGCUAUGGAAACAAGAAAUGAAUCCGAAGCAGACUGUGUCAUGGAAGCUGAUAACAGUAUCAGUGAACCAGUCCAGACAACUUGAAUAGUUAUAUUAAGAUUUUUUGGGGUUUUGCUUUAGUCAACAACAAAAAAUGGCACAAAGUCUUGGUGGACCAAUUCUUACUAACUUACAGGAUCUUGCACGGUCAUUUGGUGGUUUGUUUUAUUAUGGGGAGGUGCAGUAUUACAAAUUGGUGACUUGCUUUAAACUUUAUUAGACCUGGAGAUUAGUGCAGUGUAUUUUUUUUUCCAUUUUUGGCUGCAGAGUAACUGUGUAGUGGUUUAAAAUUUUGUAGUAUUUAAGAUGUCAUUUGGAAACGUGUUCUCAUAUAUCAUAAACAACUGAAGCCUGCGAUUGCGUACAGUUUGAUAUUCAAAAAGGUAAAAUUAUAACUAAAAUGACUUUCAAAAUUACCUUCUUAAUUAUUUAAACAGCUUCAUCUGUAUUUGUUUUCAAUAACUUGAUGAAGUUUUGUUUAAAUCUGUUAAAUACAUGUAUGACCAGUGCAGUCAAACCACUCUACAACCUUCAGGAGAGUCAGAAAGUAGUCUUUAUUUGAUUUUCAUGUUAAUGUUAAACAGUGCCAAAGUCUAAAUUGGCACUACAAGAAGUGGUCAUUAGAGUCAGGUGGCAUCUGUUCAUAGUUGAGAUCUCUAUUCACAGGUUGGCUUUAGCACAGGUUCGAGAAUACCUUUUUUGAACAUUUUGCAGGGUGACAGAAAAAUGUUGUAUGAGCAUAAUAAAUGUAAACAGAUUCAAAGCUUUGCUAUCAACCCUAGAUUUCUUGUGUUUGAUAGUAAGACCUACUUACCUGUAUAAAUUGUUAGAGAAUUAUCACAUUUUAUUAUCAUGAUCUCAUUUUGUGUAUCUUUUAAGUGUAUCAUUUCAAAACAGGUUAUCUGGCUUUAAAGGUGGUUAACUUGGUUUUGGUUAUUUAAUAAAUUUAAAACUUUCAUGAAUGGUUUGCAGUUACUCAGCAUGACCAUUUAGCUGAAUAGGGAGAGAGCGUAGAUCUAGGAAUAGUGGGGAUAUGAGUUUACUUUCUGGGCGUGGCUUAUAUUUUCUGUUACGAUUUAAUAGAAGAUGUUGAGUCUGAAAUCAUUCAUUCUCCAUAUCUGAUUCAUGUGGAGAAGUUGGCAGUUACUUGCGGAGAAUAGGUUAGUACUGGUAGAGACUCAAGGAAUACAGGUUAUAUUAAUUGCCCGCCAUUACAGAACUAAAAAUCUGUAAAAAAAAAAUGGUGCUUAACCAAAAAAAACAACAUUUGCGCAUAAUCAUAUUCAGUGAGCUUUUUGUAUGUGUUAGAUAUUCACUGGAUAUUUUCAAAAUUUGAUUUUUCUAGCCAUGUUGCGAAGAAAUAUUUUUCACCUCAAAUGGAGGUAAUUACAAAAUUAUUUAAAAAACACAAGAAAAUAUAUUUCUGUUACUAAUUUAUCUAGCACUAUGAAAUGGAACUUAUUUAUAGAAAAUUAACAAAUGGUAUUUCACAUUUUGAAAAUUUUAUGUGUUGCAAACAAUGAAAAAGAGAAGAUUAGUUUUGAUAAUUGUCAUACGUGAGGACACUACAGUAGUGAUUUCCAGCAUUGAUUUUAUUUAUAGAGGUUAGUUAAUGUCUAUUUAUAAUUUUAGUCUUCUGGUGAAACGUGUAUAUAGAUAUAGGGUAUCUUAGAUAUAGUCUGUCGGGCCAUCCCUAAAAAAUGUUUGUUGUGCUGUGAUUCACAAUUUUUAAAGGUGGUUAGAUUUUUUUCAUCAUUUUUUUUUUUAGUUUAUUCAGUAAAGCUCUGAUGAAAAAUUUAGACAGAGCAAAUUAAGUUACAUUAGGGCUUAUGAAAAAAUUCAUAUAUUUUACAUUAUUUUCAAAAGUUUGUUUAAUUUCAGCAGAGGGUAUUCUGACUGAACAAUGGGAAUAGGAUAUUUAAAAAAAAGAUUUGAUUACUUUUUUUGGCACAGAUAGAGUGGAAGGAGCAUGACAAACAAAAAUAUUUUAAAGGAUGGCAUUAUGUCUAGAUUUUUCUUCUUUCAAGUUACAGCAAGGGAGUUUGACUAGGAUGUUUUUAAUUUCACAUUUGGUUGCAUAAUAUGUUUUCUUUACUAGGACCUGUUACUGUUCUAGAGUUUGAUUGUAGAAUGAUAGGGAGACCAUUAGUGUUAGGAGAAGUUGUCAGUUACUUGUGGAGAACAGGUUUGUACUGGUACAGAAUCCAGGAACACAGGUUAGGUUAACUGCCUGCCGUUACGUAACUGAAAUACUGUUGAAAAACAACGCUAAACCCAAAACA